AUGAACGUCAUCCGCAAAGCCGUGCGGGCGAUGUUCCCUCCGCCUCGCGUGGCGCCUGACGGUCGCGCGGAAUGGCCCUCUCGAACACCAUAUGUGCUUGCUUCCAUGGGCGGAGCGAUGGGAUUCGGAAAUUUAUUACGUUUUCCUUCCCAGGUCUUCAACAACAACGGCAUUCAAUGGUUUAUACCCUACCUCAUGGCUGUCUGCCUCCUCGCGAUCCCGGUGCUUAUCCUGGAAGUGGCUAUUGGACAGGCCUACCGCAGCGGCUGUGUCAUCGGUUACAACGGUCUUGAUCGACGCUUUACCGGCGUUGGAUUCGGAAUGGUCUGCGUUGGUUACGCUGUGGCCAUUUACUACAUUCCCAUUCUAUCCUGGGUCAUGGUGUACUUCCGCAGUUCAUUCCGGUCCGCAAACGACUUCCCCUGGAAAGAUAACCCACAGGAGUACUUCAGUCAUGUCGUCAACGAAGUCCCCGCCAUUCCUGCGGUCUACAGCGAUGAUGGCAGUCGAGUCCUUCAGUAUGCCUCAUAUCCUGGCAUGAACCUCGAUGGCGAGCUUGUCGGUUGGGUACUCUUUUCUUGGUUCAUCGUUUGGAUCUGUUUGUACAAAGGCAUCGCCAUUACCGCUCGCGUCGUCUACAUUACCAUCGUCUUGCCUAUUAUCAUGACCGUCAUCCUUGUCGGCCGUGGUGCGUCUCUACCCAACGCUGGCCGAGGUAUCAAACUAUACUUUGGGGAGUUCAACGCCGAUCAGCUUGCCGCAGGCAAGAUUUGGCAAGCUGCAACCAGUCAGGUCUUCUACUCUACCGGUGUCGGUUUUGGCUAUUACUCUGCCUACGCCUCGUACAACUCCAAGUUCUCUGAUGCUGUCCAAGACGCCAUGAUGAUCUGCAGUGCCAACGCACUGUUUGAGUCGUUCGCGGCCUUUGCUGUCUUCGGUGUCGUCGGUUACUUGGGCCUGCAGCCUGGUGUUGGUGAUCCGGUCGGAACAUAUACGCUCGGCUUCUACACCCUCCCCAGCGCCAUCCAGGGAAUGCCUGGUGCUCCAUUCUGGUCUGUUUUGUUCUUUCUGACUCUGUUCCUACUUGGUAUUAGUUCAUCGUACGCGCUGCUCGAUGCUAUGAUCACUACCAUCUGCGACACUCACUGGGGAAGGAAGUACAAGCACUCGACCAUCGCCACGAUCAUCACCGUCAUCUCGGCCCUGGUAUCAUUGUUCUACUCAACGGGAUUCGGUUAUGAAGCUACCAAUGCUGUUGACGCACAGAUCAGCAACAUUUCACUUAUCUUCGUCGUAUGGGCUGAGUGCGUAUGCGCUACUUCGUUCUACCGCUACGUCGACGUCAUAGGUCAGGUUGGUGCACCAUCCUUCUGGCUGUACCAAUGUUCGUACAUUGGCGCCCAGAUCAUCGGCAAUGCCAUCGCACAUACAGUUUCCGACAAGAUCGGUGCUGGUGUUGGCUUUGGUUUCUACAUCGCUGGCACAAUCCUUGCUAUUCUCGUCGCCAAAGAUCCUACAGUUCCAGCUCCUAAAUUUUGGGGCCGUAACAAGAUCUUGAACCGCGUUUGGUGGGUUGGCCUCUACUCAGGACACCAACUUGCGCGCGACCUCAACUAUGUCGUGUGUGUGGGCAAGCAGUGGCGACUACCCGUCUUCUGGGCACCCAUCCUUCGAUACUUCGCCGCACCUGUGCUCUCGAUCAUCUUCUGCUUUGCCUACCCCACGUUCUACGCCAUACGCGGCGACCCCCUACAGAUCUUCGGUUUCAUGGUCGCCCAUCUCAUUGUCUUAGUCGUCCUUGUCGGUUUCAUCAUCCCCAAGAGCCUCAAUAUCUUCGUACCUCCAGAACGUCGCGAGGAAGGAAACAGACAAUACGCACCCCAGACGGUACUCGGAAAGGACGACACAAACAUUGUGGGUGGUGUUGCGCCUGGGCAAGAGUACGAAGCCGGCUUGUCAGUGCCGCCAGCUUACGACUCUGACAAAGUGGAGGACAAGAAGUGA
This is a messenger RNA of Alternaria incomplexa, 2004 nucleotides long. RefSeq lists its product as uncharacterized. The record is from RefSeq and is a predicted model, not a curated record. The coding region runs from base 1 to 2004 and encodes 667 amino acids. Gene Ontology annotation, cellular component: membrane. The transcript is spliced from 2 exons. Lineage: Eukaryota; Fungi; Ascomycota; Dothideomycetes; Pleosporales; Pleosporaceae. Gene Ontology annotation, biological process: sodium ion transmembrane transport.